AUGUACUUUUUCAGGAUUCACUAUCAAUAUAAUUUCUUUAAGUGUGGAGUGGGUGGACAUACGGCAUCGCACAGAUGCUGGGAUAAUUACUGGCUUCUGUUGGUCGAUCGGGAGCUGUGCCCUGGCGCUGUUGGCGUAUCUGCUGAGAGACUGGCGCGCUGGCUGUUGGUGGCCAUCACUGCCCCCCUUGUCCCGGCUGUUAUCAGCUUCUGGUGGGUUCCUGAAUCUGCACGCUGGCUGUUGACAAAGGGUCGCGCUAAGGAAGCUGAAGAGGUGCUGAUGCGAUGUGCUGCAGUAAAUGGUUGCAAUUUGGAUGCAUUCAGGAAGAACAGUGAGAGUAUCCAGGCACUGGCAGAAGCUGGACCUUCAACUCAGACCUAUUCUUUCAUUGACUUGUUCCGAACUCCACGUCUCCGGAGGAUCUCUAUAUGUUGCGGGAUGGUGUGGUUCGCUACGUCGGCGUUCUCCUAUUAUGGCAUCAUUUUGAAUGUUGGUGGUUUGGGAUUUGAUAUUUACCUUACCCAUUUCCUCUACUCCCUGGUGGAAUUUCCUGGCAAGCUGGGUGUCUAUUUCCUCAUGAACCAUCUGGGCCGUCGCUGGUCACUGUUCUUCACCAUGCUUAUGACUGGAGUUUGCAUUGGAGUGUCUGCUGGGAUCCCUCCAUCUCUGAGGCCAUUCCGCACUGCAGUGGCCAUCAUUGGAAAAGGAUUUUCGGAAGCCGCAUUUACCGGCGUCAUCCUGUACACGGCCGAACUCUUCCCUACUGCGAUCAGGCAGAAUGGCAUUGGAUACGCUUCCUUCGUGGGACGACUUGGGGCCUCUGCGGCGCCUCUAAUGCUCCUGCUGGAUGACAUCUGGCGCCUCCUUCCUCAGACCAUUUACUGUGUAACUGCUGUGGCUUGUAGCCUGGUGGCCUGUCUGCUGCCAGAGACGAUGAAUGUGCCUUUACCAGAGACCAUUGCCAAUGUGGAAUGUAAAAGGUAG
Molecule: messenger RNA, 984 nt
Organism: Staurois parvus
Lineage: Eukaryota; Metazoa; Chordata; Amphibia; Anura; Ranidae
Source: the annotation of a GenBank genome assembly